Molecule: messenger RNA, 3841 nt
Organism: Chionomys nivalis (European snow vole)
Lineage: Eukaryota; Metazoa; Chordata; Mammalia; Rodentia; Cricetidae
Product: zinc finger protein 709-like
Exons: 4
Coding region: 1393-2688 (431 amino acids)
Biological process (GO): regulation of cytokine production; negative regulation of transcription by RNA polymerase II; regulation of immune system process
Source: RefSeq, a predicted model, not a curated record
CUUGGCUCUCAUUCUGUUUCCUCCGCUAGCUUCUGUGUCUUGAGCUCACCGUAGUCUAAGGUGGCCCCGCUGUAGCCAGUGUCCCUGUGAGGUGCAGACGGCGCGGGACGCCAGAAAUUCGGAAAUGGUAGAUGGAGGCUUUUGUUUACUCCAUGUAAAAUGAGAUCCAGCCUGCUCCUGCGCUGGGAACUGUCCAGAAGACUGUUAGCAUAUCAGAGGCAGGGUCAAACAAGGAUGAGUGGACACUGCGCAGGCUUUCUUACCCUUUUCAGAUGUUUCUCUUUACAUUUAUGUGGUUGAUACACAGUUUGAGAAUAUUUCAAUUUUUUUUUUUUUUUGUUGUUUAUUUAUCAUGUAUACAACAUUCUGCCUCCAUGUAUGCCCACAUGCCAGAAGAGGGCGCCAGAUCUCAUCACAGAUGGUUGUGAGCCACCAUGUGGUUGCUGGGAAUUGAACUCAGGACCUCUGGAAGAGCAGCCAGUGUUCUUAACCACUGAGCCAUCUCUCCAGCCCCCGAAUAUUUCAAUUUUUAACAAGCUUGUUUCUGAGGGCUCUGCUUGUACUUUCAUGUUUCUGUGGAGGAUGUGUGUUUGCAGCACCUCACAGCCAUUUUCCUGACCACAUUCUUCCUGGACUCUUGUGGAUGUUCAUAUAAUGAUGUUCUUUGUGUCAUUACGUAUGUGUCGUUACAUAAUCACCUUGAUUACUGUUGCUUUAAGAGGCAAGUUUUGGCAUUAAGAAGCACUAGUCUUACUGUGUUUUAGGAUUCUUGUAGUAUCUGAGUGCCUUGUAAUUUCAUAUGAAAAUCUGUAUUGGUUUUUCAAUUCCUAUAAGUUAGUCACCCAGGAUUCUAAUUGUUCUUAGUUACCUUAACACUUUGAUUUUUAGAAUUCCUCCCAAAUCCUGAGGUCCAUGACAACAUCAGCAAAGGUCCAGUUUUGUGAGUUGUCACUUCUAACAAUUAGAACUCUCACAGUACAAACAUUAGCAUCAUUUGUAGAGCAGAUAGUAGGAUUUAUUAGUCACAUGUAUUGGAGAUGAACUGUACAAUGAUCAAUUAGUGAUAAUCAAGAAACAGCCUACUCCCUGGAUUUACCAAUGAGAGGGUGUUUUUAUUCUGCUAUUGCUUUCUGAGUGCUUCAGUUGAAUUAUAAUAUUAAUACAGCAGUAUGCGAACAACUACAUACACAAAGUAGACUUUUAGAUCAGCAAAUCAUAUGACACAUCUACAUACAGAGUAUAGAGCCCUAGUGGUAUAAGUUUUACCCAGCCGCCAAUACACAUUGUGGGAUAUUUUAGAACUCAGUGGCCUUUGACGAUGUGGCUAUAAACUUCACCCAGGAAGAGUGGGCUUUGCUGGAUCCUUCCCAGAAGAAUCUCUACACAGACGUGAUGCAAGAAGUCUUUAGAAACUUGACUUUUAUAGAGAACGGGUGGGAAGGCCAGAACAUUGAGGAGGACAAAAAUCCCGAGAUAAAUCUAAGGCACAUCAUAACUGACUCCAGAUACAACCUGUGUGCAAGUGAAGAAUACUCAGAGAAGCCAUAUAAAUUUACACAGUACAGGAACUCUUUCAUUUCUCUAAUGAGUGUUCAGAGACAUAUGACAACGGACACUGGAAGUAAACCGUAUAAGUGUAUGCUAUGUGGGAAAGCCUUUCAUUUCCCCAGUGAGUUUAGAAUACAUCUAAGAACGCACACAGGAGAGAAACCUUACGAAUGUAAGCGAUGUGGGAAAGCUUUCAGUCACUCCAGUUCCUUUAGAAAACACGAGCGAACUCACACGGGAGAGAGGCCCUAUGUAUGCAAACAGUGUGGGAAAGCCUUUAAUUGUUCCGGUUCCAUCCGGAAACAUGAAAGAACUCAUACCGGAGAGAAGCCCUAUGAAUGUAAGCAGUGUGGAAAAGCCUUCAAUUGUCCCAGUUAUCUCCAGAUUCACGAAAGAAGUCACACUGGAGAGAAGCCCUAUGAGUGUAAACAGUGUGAUAAAACAUUCAGCUGUUCCAGUUCCCUUCGGAAACAUGAACGCACUCACACUGGAGAGAAGCCCUAUGAAUGCAAGCAGUGUGGGAAGGCCUUCAGCUGUUCCAGUUCCUUUCGAAAGCAUGAACGCACUCAUAGUGGGGAGAAGCCCUAUGAAUGCAAACAGUGUGGGAAGGCCUUCUUUUCUCUCACAAGUGUUCGGACACACAUGAUAAAGCACACUGGCAACGGGCCUUUUAAAUGCAGUGUAUGUGAGGAAGUGUUUCCUUUCUCCAGUGUAUUUAGAAGACACCAAACCUCUCAUGCUGGAGAGAAGCCCUAUAAGUGUAAACAAUGUAGCAAAUGGUUUAGUUCCUCCACUUCACUUGAGAUACACGAAAGAACUCAUAAUGGGGAAAAGCCCUAUGUGUGCAAGCGAUGCGGCAAAGCGUUCAGUUGUCCCAGUUACAUUCGAAAACAUGAGCGAACUCAUACUGGGGAAAAGUCGUACCCAUGUGAGCAGUGUGGCAAGUGGUUUGGUGCUUCCAGUUCUCUUCAGAUACACGAAAGAAUCCAUACUGGAGAAAAGCCCUAUAAGUGUAAAGAGUGUGAUAGAGCGUUCAGCCUGUCCACCUCUAUUCGAAAACAUGAACAAACUCAUACUGGGGAGAAACCCUGUGAAUAUAAUGUGGGAAAGCCUUCACUUCCAGUUGAAAUUGAUUACUAAGUAGUCUUAUAAAUGUAAAUUCUGGCAAAUCCUCAGUUUCUUGCGGGCUUUUAAAUAAAAAUGGUAAAGCACACUGUAAAUGGGCCUUUGAAAUGUGAGGUAUGUCAUAAGCCUUUCCCAGUCCUGGUCUGUUUAGAGCACAUCGGAGAACUCAUGCAGGAAAGAAACAAGGUGAAUGGAAACAAUGUGGCAAAUCUUUCUUUCAGGUAGUCUCAAAAGCAUAAAGGAAGUUAUGCUGGAGAGUAUCCCUCCUAAUGAAAGCAAUGGAGAAUCAAUCACCUAUUAAAAUUGCUUUUGUAAACAUAAAUGAACUUGUACUGGAGAAACAUCCUUUUAGUACAAAUAAUAUGGCAAAUAUCACAUUUUCCCAUUUGCCUUCAAAGAAACUAAAAUACUCAUUGGAUAACAAAUCAUCAGAAAGCGAUUGUUAGGAAUAUGAAAAAACAGUUUUCUUGGUUCUUUUAAAGGACACAAAAAGUUCACACUGGAUAAUAACCCUGUGUGUGAGAGAGAAAUGGUUGAGACUCUAGAUGCCCCAGUUCUUUUAGAUUACAUGAAAGAAUACGUACCAGAUAAAACGAAUAGGAAUGUGGGGGAAGCAUUCAGUUUUCCAGUUUUCUUUAAAUAGAGGGGAAAGCCUGGAGCUUUUGAUAAUGUGGUUAGGUUUUCAGUUUUUGAAAACCUUGGAAGAACUCUGGAGGAAAGGUUGAGUGUAAGAAAUGCCAGAAGGCCUUCAGUUUUCCCAUUUUCACUCAAAGACACAAAAGAAUUCGUUUAGAAAAAGACUGAUGGGCACGCAGAAAGUCUCCCAGCUUCAUUUCUCAUGGAAAGGUACAUAAUAAUGCACACUGAAGAUGGAUAUGCAUUACAUUGACUUUACAAUGUGAAAACUUUGCUUUUUUGGGUUAAAGCAUGGAAUGUGUCUUUUUAUAUUAGAUACAAUUUUGUAGUAUUUUGUUGAGACUUUUUACAAUUGUAUUCAAAGAGAUUUGUGUAUCUUGGAAUAAUAUAGUAUUAUUUAGUACAUACAGUGUAUGCAUGUGUAUAUGUGUAUCUGUAGGAUACAGUAUAGUUUGUACAUGAGUAGUAUAUAUUAUAUAACUAGUUUUUAUGGUAUGUAAUUAAAAUAUAUGUAACCACUAUUUUACUACAU